Messenger RNA from Salarias fasciatus (jewelled blenny), 2062 nucleotides. RefSeq names its product BPI fold containing family C, like (gene bpifcl). The coding region runs from base 119 to 1540 and encodes 473 amino acids. Gene Ontology annotation, molecular function: lipid binding. Lineage: Eukaryota; Metazoa; Chordata; Actinopteri; Blenniiformes; Blenniidae. The record is from RefSeq and is a predicted model, not a curated record. The transcript is spliced from 16 exons.
UCAGCAGGAAGUAGCAUCAGCAGGCACAAGAGAAGCAGAGAAGACGCUCGUUGAAUUGACUUCGGGAGUUUUCAUCGACUUGGGAAGCUUUCCCUGCGUCUCAGGGAUCCCAGCAGAAAUGCUCUCCUCUGCGAUUCUCUUGCUCUUUCUCCUUCCUUGCGCUUGCGGAGAAAACCCUGCGAUUCAGCUGAUCCUGACGAACAAGGGGCUCCAGUACGGGAAACAUGCGGGUGCAGGAUGGGUUCAGGACAAGCUGGGGUCCGUCACCCUCCCUGACCUCAGCGGCGACUUCAGCCUCCUAAUCGGCAGCGUUCACUACACUCUGUCAGGCAUCAGCAUAGAAAAGUGUGACUUCCCCGAGCCGUCAGUUGAGUUCUUUCAGAACAGCACGGGCCUCAAGGCGUCGCUCUCCGGCCUCAGUGUGGCUCUGACCGGGGAGUGGACCUCAUCGUAUGGCAUCAUACACGAUGAAGGAACCUUCAGCAUGGCCGUCUUCAAUGUGGAUGUUCUGUCUGUGGUGGAGCUGGGGAGGGAUGCAGACGGACGCCUGUCGCUCAGCAGCCUCCUCUGUGAAGCUCAUGUUCAGGAUGUGCAGAUCCAGAUCCGUGGCGGAGCCAGCUGGAUCAUCCAGUUGAUUGUUGAUCAUAACCGGGGGCGAAUCAGAGGAGACAUCGAGAGCAGAAUCUGCCCUCAGAUGGAGGAAGCGAUUGUCGAACUGGAGCGCCAUCUGCAGGCUGUGAAUGUUUCCUUUGAUGUGGGUGAAGCUCUGUCUCUGGAUCUUCCUCUCAGCCUUCCGCCUGUCGUCAGUGCCUCCGCUCUGAGUUUGGGCCUGAAGGGAGAGUUCUACAGCAUCAAAACUCACAAGGAGCCUCCGUUUGAGGCUCAGCCGUUCACGCUGCCACCCCAGCCGGGCUACAUGCUGUCCGUGGGCCUGUCGGAGUUCACCCUCAACUCUGCCUUCUAUGGAUUCUUCUCCUCCGGACUGCUUCAGCUCCUGGUGGACGACGGCAUGAUACCUCCAGGUUCUCCUGUACGUCUGAACACGACCUCACUGGGCCGUUACAUUCCUCAGCUUGCUCAGAUGUUUCCAGACCUGCUGAUGAAUCUUCAGGUCUAUGCCAGAGAAGCUCCCAUGUUUUCCCUCCAGCCUGAUGCGGGUAAACUCAGCGUGGAGGGCACGGUGAAGGCCUUCGCCAUCUUUCCAAACGGCACCCAGAUCCCCGUGUUCACACUCGACAGUGAGUCGUUGUUCAGCAGUAAAAUGCGUGUCGCUGAUGGCAGAGUGAAGGGCUCCGUGACCAUGGAUAACCUCACCCUGAGCCUGGUAGCAAGUGAAGUGGGACCCUUCUCGACUGACAGUCUGGAGAAAAUGGUGAGGAUGGGUGUGAAGAUGGUGGUCCUGCCUAAAAUAAACCAAAUCUUGGCCAGCGGUAUUCUUUUACCCAGGACGAAAUAUGGACAGCUGGUCAAUUCAGUCCUGACGAUGGAGGAGGGAUUCAUCGCCUUCUCUUCAGACGCUCAGCUGUUUCCAACAGACUGACACGAGCGCUCGCCAUCGCAGUUCGGACUAAAACUUAUUUUUAAGUUUGCAUUUGUGCACAAAUCAACACCCCAGAUUCACCUGUAAGGACUUAGUGAGAAGAUCAAGCAGCCUUGCUUUGUAAUUCAGGAUUAGAGUUUAAUCUCAUAAUGCCAGCAGUGAAAAAAACAGCACUUUUUAAAAUUGUUUUCCUAAUAAUGGAUUAAAUAUAUCCUUCGUUCCUUUAUGGACUGUCUGUGAUUUGUUUUGACACACAUGAAAACCAGCAGCUUCUAAAUAAACCAGGCCGAUCUGGUUUGUUCCAAGUUGUACCGACCAUCGCAGGGAAAGAAUAAAGGAUUUCAAGAUAAAUCAAGGCACGAGCAACGUGUUCAUGAAACAAUGACAUCUUUAUUUUCGAAACAUUUCAGUGUGUACUCUUGAGGUUCUGUUUCCACGUUCACAUUCUUGGAAUGUAACACCACCAAAGUAUAAAUAGGAGCCUAUUUACAGCCCUGUUCUUUAACAUGUUCCCCUUAGAAA